Messenger RNA from Racocetra persica, 289 nucleotides. NCBI's taxonomy places the organism in Eukaryota, Fungi, Glomeromycota, Glomeromycetes, Diversisporales, Gigasporaceae. The record is from the annotation of a GenBank genome assembly.
GGCUGAGGCAAGAUUCCUAAAACUGAUAGGUGGUGAUUUAUCGGGGAUGUCCACUGUCCCUGAAGUUAUUGUGGCAAGGCAUUGUGGAAUUAGAGUGUUGGGUUUGAGUUUAGUGACUUGUGCAGAAGCUAUUGGGAAAGGUAAAUGCGCGGAUCCGGCGGAACAAAAUUUGGAUGAUAUAAAGGUGCCACAAGUGAAUCACGAAGAGGUGUUUCAGGUUGGAAAAGAAAGAGCCGCGGAUAUGCAAAAAUUGGUUGGAACUAUUGUGGACUUAAUUGCAUCUACCUGA